AAUAGAAACUGAUGCGCGGAGGGAGAGAGCAGCUGCCAGAGGCCAGGAGGAGGUACCUGUGGAGGGCAGGGUGGGGGAAUGGGGUGUCCAGUACCGCGUGCAUAGGAUGAUGCAGAGAGGCAGAGUAAGAGCUGAAUGAAGUGGUCUAGAACCUGACAUACCCCCUCUGCCUGCUUCCAACUGGCCACAAAGUGCAACAUGCUGGUAGCCAAGUUGUCACUACGCUGUUAAACAGCCAGAAACCGCCACACAAGCCUUUGAUUGCCCAUUGAUAGAAAUGACUCAGAAUCUGACAAAAGAAAAUGGAUUCAAACAGUUUACAAAGGAGCCUUGUAACACACCCCAGAGCAGUGACACUUUAUAUUCCAACACAAACAGCCCUUCAGACUCUAGUGUGAAACCUCUCUGCAAUGCCGCAUCUGAAACGAAAAGCCAGUGCAUCAACGGAGUUAAAUAUGUCUCCUCCGCGGGAGAGGUACUUGAGUGCGGGUGGGGGGCUUUCACACCCAGUUGUUUACAGUUCUUCAACACUCCUAAGGGGAUCUUGUGUUUCCUCUGCGUGGCUUCUUUUUUGCAAGGGAUGACAGUGAACGGCUUCAUUAAUACAGUCAUCACCUCAAUAGAACGGCGCUUUGACCUGCGGAGCUACCAGAGCGGCCUGAUUGCAAGCUCUUACGACAUAGCAGCGUGUGUCUGCUUGACUUUUGUCAGUUACUUUGGGGGCAAUGGGCAUAAACCCCAGUGGCUGGGCUGGGGAGUGCUCAUUAUGGGACUCGGCUCUAUUGUCUUCACAUUACCCCACUUUGUCACUAGCCAGUAUGAAGUACACUUCACCGAAGAUAUCGGCAUGUGCUCGUCUAACCAGAGCAUGCAAUGUGCAGAAAGUGUCUCAACCCUCUCCAACUACCGAUUUGUCUUCAUGCUUGGGCAGUUCCUGCAUGGUAUUGGAGCCACUCCACUCUACACGCUUGGUGUGACCUACUUAGAUGAAAAUGUCAAGUCCAACUACUCUCCAGUGUAUAUCGCUAUUUUCUACACUGCUGCCAUACUGGGGCCCGCAGCAGGUUAUCUGGUAGGAGGAAUGUUUCUAAAUAUUUAUACUGAAAUUGGCAGACAAAUUGAUCUAACCCCAGAUCAUUCGCUCUGGGUUGGGGCCUGGUGGAUAGGGUUCUUGGGUGCUGGCGCCGCCGCCCUCCUCACUGCCAUCCCCAUUCUGGGUUAUCCUCACCGGCUGCCAGGAUCCCAGCGCUACAUCGUCAUGAGAGUCUCCGAAGCUCAUCAGCUGAAAGACGGGAGCCACGAAACGGCCUCGGAUCCCGACUUUGGGAAAACUGUGAAAGAUCUGCCACGGUCAGUCUUGCUCCUUCUGAAGAACCCCACUUUCAUCUUCCUCUGUUUAGCUGGAGCAACUGAAGCCACGCUCAUUGCAGGAAUGUCUACUUUUGGGCCCAAGUUCCUUGAGUCACAAUUUAGUUUGAGUGCCUCUGAAGCUGCUACCUUGUUUGGUUAUCUUGUCGUACCAGCUGGGGGAGUAGGAACAUUCCUGGGUGGAUUCAUCGUGAAUAAAUUUAAGCUUCGCUGUUCAGGAAUCAUCAAGUUGUGUUUACUUUGCACAGUGACAAGUCUCCUGGCUAUUUUCAUAUUUUUCAUUCAGUGCCCUAACAUGCCGAUGGCGGGAGUAACGCAGGGAUACGAGCGAAGGUUGCCAGAUGUCCAUUUUUCAAAUGAACACCCAAUUGUAAAGGGACACUCCACAGCCCUCCCCGGACUGGAGAAAAUGAACGACAUACUGAAAAGCAGCCUAAACCUGACAGCAGCAUGCAACACGGAAUGUGGCUGUCUAAGGGAGACCUACAGUCCAGUUUGUGGAAGCGAUGGCAUCCUGUAUUACUCUCCCUGCCACGCAGGGUGCAAAAAGUUCUCAGUCCUCGACAGUGGCAAGAAGGUUUACCACAACUGUAGUUGUAUCCUGGAGAAUGGUCCCGCGGGUUCUGCCCAAGCAAGAGCAGGAAAAUGCACUUCCUCCUGUGACAGAAGGAACCUCCUUCUGUGUUUCAUGUUCGUUGUGAUUUUCUUUACAUUCCUCAGCAGUAUUCCUGCUCUGACUGCAACUCUACGGUGUGUCUCCGACCGACAGAAAUCAUUUGCUCUCGGAAUCCAGUGGAUUGUAGUAAGGACUCUAGGAAGCAUUCCCGGUCCCAUUGCAUUCGGCUCAAUGAUUGAUCUGUCAUGUCUGGUGUGGCAAGACCAAUGUGGAGAACAAGGUUCUUGCUACGUUUACCAGAACUUCGCCAUGAGUCGAUACACUCUGAUUGCUGGAGUUGUCUACAAGGUGGCUGGAACAGUCUUCUUUCUGCUGGCCUGCUUACUUUACAAGCCUCCACCCCCGGAAUCCCAGCCCGGGAGCUCAGCUGCAUUAGAAAAUGGAAAAUGUGACCUCCAAGAGAACAAAUCCCCACUCCAGACCCAGGCUGCUGCAUAACACUGAAAAUACUGCAAGGAAUUUUCUCCCAGCCUCCGAAAUACCAUGGCAGGAUGUGUGAUGUCUUAUGGUUACUAUUAUUACUAUUGUGUUACACUUUUGUUUUUUUAAAAGGGUAUUUUAAAUAAGUUCUGGGUUGGCAUAAUGUUUUCUGAAUGGCAGAAGAACAGGAGAGGGUAUGUACUUGGAUCCAAAUGAGUAGAGACCUGCGCAGAUACACAAUUUGUAUCCGUAGCCACAUCUGCAUCUGCAAAAAUGAUCCAUGGGCAUCUGUAGGCACAGCUGGAUAUCUGCGGCAUUGCAGGGCUCUGCAUAUGAGGAUCUAUACACUGAUGCCAGACCCUUUGUUUUGCUUGAUCUAAAAAAGGGCUACCCAUAGCUUAGUAGCACUCUUGUAACAAACCUGAACCACACUAAAGAAGCUAGAGGAGCAGCGUGAGACCAAAUUCUCAGCUGGUGUAAACUGGCUCCAUUAACUUCUGCUGAGAAUCUGGCCUGUAACACAUACGUUAGAGCCAUCGCUAGCAAAGCACUUGUGUUCAGACGUGUUAGGUCUGAUGAACUGCCUAGCCUCAUCCGUGGGCCACUGGAUAAGAUGUGGCAGAGGGCCAGGCUCCGCCUUGAGCAGAAGGGGCGGGGCCUGGGACAGUUCCUCUGGAGCACCACCCAGCGUGCACCACGCCAGCCCCCAGUGCCAACUGGAGCGUGGUUCCCCCGCCCUUAGCACUGGGAGGCCUGUCCCUUCCCCACCUCCCCUCUUGUUGGGAGGUCUGGCCACAUGUUAAUUUGCACUGCAAAGGAAGUUAGCACUUAAACUACUACAGGUUGAACCUCUAGUUCUGAACCCUCAGUACCUGACGGGUGCUGAACCAGAGAAUUUGCCAACCCACGGCAGGUCAAUAUUGUCUAGCAGCAUGACCCUUCCACUGCUUGCUGGGCUCUUAGAAGACAUUUAGGAGUAAAUUAGAGCUAAACAACAGCACAGAAUGCUGAGAGCCAGGACUGAUGACUGUAAUCAGACUAGAGAGAUUCAACCUGUAUAUGCAAAGCAAGGAGCAAAACCAGUGACUUGUGUUGCAGCAGCACACACAGCAUUGUAUCUGUGUGCAGUUCAGUUAUAGAACAUUUAAUUGCGAUCAUAAGACGUGUUUGAGAUCAGGGAUUACCCGGGAUGUUCAUGGGUAGAUCACAUAGAACAUACUAUAGAAACUUGAACUCCACUGGCUAUUUUUAACACACUACCCAAGCAUUUUUAUAUCAGCCCCUGUGGGUUUGCAGUAUAGUUACAAUCUGCUUUUCUUAUACAUUGUGUUAAGCUGGACAAAUUUUGUAAUGGACUGUAAAGGCAAUUGGACUAUUUGUUGUCCUUGUGCAUUAGCUGUUGUGUUGUUUUGACACAGAAGCAUGUAAGAUAUGGAUCUAUGCAAUGGUUUGUUUGGUCUGCGAGUUAGGGACAUUGCUUUUAAGUACACCGAAAAAUCAGAAAUAAUUUAAUUUUUCUUACACUGCUAGUUUCAAGAGAAACCAAACAUAGCGAUCAACUUUAUUGUAGGAAGCUAAUGAAAAGAUUCACCAGGUGGGACAAAUAACCAUAGCUCAUGGAACAACAUUGAUUUGCACCAGGUGAUGAUCUGACCCAUUGUUUGGAAAAGCACUGGGCCAUAUUUUCAAAAAUGCCCUUUAAACAUGCCCUGCGGGAUUGGCCAUAAGUGGUUGGCGAGAACAAGCAAUGGAUUUUCAGCAUCAGAUAGCCAGAUUUAUGGGUGUUGGUCUCACCUGCGCCCCUGGAAUCAUGCAGGUGGCCAGAUCAUAUUAUUUGGGUUGUCAAAUAGUUGCACUGGUGAAAAAGGCAAGUCAAAAUUCCAUACUUGGAUUGAGGCCUCUCUCAGGAGAUACAGGCCCCUGAAAUCCUUACACUGGAUAAAGUUGUAGUGAAGAAUUAAUGGACAACCACUAUCGAGCUGUUUAACCGACAUUUGAUGUUUGCUAGAAAAUAUUUAGAAAGGUUUUGUAGAUACUUUGUAUAUUUUUCUAUUUAUGGUUUUGUAAAAGGGUCAAGGCUGAAAAGUUGGCUUUUCGUUUUUUCCCUCAAAGGUUUAAACAUUUCCAAGAACAGCCAGCACCCUUAAACACAGUCUGAGUCCAGACACGAAACUGUGGUCUGGGCUGGAGCAUGGACCCUGAAAUCUGCCCCUUUGUCCCACCCACAGUUCCAGCGGCUCCAACCUGAGCUGCAAUUUCAAAGCACUGUCUAUUCAGCAGCAUUUAUAGCUGUCAUCCUGGGCUGCGAGUCUUGUUGUCAAGUGCCAUGUGCACCUACCCUGGGAGAAAAUAACUAGUUUCAGGAAACACUGCAACAUC
Molecule: messenger RNA, 4843 nt
Organism: Pelodiscus sinensis (Chinese soft-shelled turtle)
Lineage: Eukaryota; Metazoa; Chordata; Testudines; Trionychidae
Gene: SLCO4A1
Product: solute carrier organic anion transporter family member 4A1
Biological process (GO): transmembrane transport; sodium-independent organic anion transport
Cellular component (GO): basolateral plasma membrane
Molecular function (GO): protein binding; thyroid hormone transmembrane transporter activity
Source: RefSeq, a predicted model, not a curated record